Theobroma umbraticum is the source of this 1547-nucleotide messenger RNA. Lineage: Eukaryota; Viridiplantae; Streptophyta; Magnoliopsida; Malvales; Malvaceae. The record is from RefSeq and is a predicted model, not a curated record.
AUGGCUAGAGAUAUUCAUGUAAUGAUGCUUCCGUGGUCGGCUUUUGGCCACUUAAUACCGUUUUUUAACCUCUCUGUAGCCUUGGCCAAAGCUGGAGUAAGGGUCUCCUUCAUAUCAACCCCAAAAAACAUCCAAAGACUCCCUAAAGUUCCUCCUAAUUUAGACACUCUAAUCAAUUUGGUGGAGUUCCAACUGCCAACCAUGGAGAAAGAAUUCUUGCCAGAAGGCAGCGAGGCGACUAUGGACGUUUCUUUCGAGAAAAUUCAGUACUUGAAGAUUGCGUACGAUCUCCUCCAGGGCCCUGUUAAGCGGUUCGUUUCGGAUCAGCGACCAGAUUGGAUAUUUGUCGAUUUCAUCUCUUAUUGGGCGGCUGAAAUUGCCCAAGAGCACAAUAUCCCCCUCCUUAUGUACAGAGUUUUCUCCGCUUCUCAAUUCGCAUUCAUGGGGCAUCCAGAAUCCCUUGUUGGUGAUGGCCAUAAAAGAAUGAGACCUUCUCCGGAAAGUUUAACUUCACCACCUGAGUGGGUAGGUUUUCCAUCUUCCGUAGUUUAUCGGAAUUUCGAAGCCACUACCUAUUAUAAAGGCUUUUAUGGACAUAAUGCUUCGGGUAUCACAGAUGCUGAAAGGCUCGCUAAAGUUAUUCAGGCAUGUAAAGCUUUUGCUAUACGUAGUUGCACUGAAUACGAAGGUGAGUACUUUAACAUAUGUGAGAAGAUAACAGGCAAACCGGUGAUUCCUAUUGGUUUACUCUUGCCAGAGAAACCAGCGGAAGGAAGAAGAAUCACUGACAAAUCAUGGAUUGAAAACUUUGAGUGGUUGGACGGACAAAAACCCAAGUCAGUUGUGUUUGUAGGAUUUGGUAGUGAGUGUAAACUAAGCAAGGAACAAGUUCAUGAGAUAGCAUAUGGGCUGGAGCUAUCCGGAUUGCCAUUUUUAUGGGCACUAAGGAAGCCUGAUUGGGCUACUGGUGAUCACAAUGCUCUGCCUCCAGGCUUUAGCGGUCGUGUACGUGGAAGAGGAGUUGUCUGCAUUGGUUGGGCACCGCAAUCGGAAAUUUUAGAACACCCAUCAAUCGGAGGUUCGUUGUUUCACGCUGGAUGGGGUUCAAUUAUAGAAACGUUGCAGUUUGGGCAUUGUCUUGUGGUUUUUCCAUUCAUUAUUGACCAACCCUUGAAUGCAAGGCUUUUGGUGGAGAAAGGUCUGGCUGUGGAAGUAGAUAGAAGUGACGAUGGAUCAUUCACCGGAGCUGACAUAGCUAAGGCUCUAAGACUGGCUAUGGUUUCUGAAGAAGGGGAGAAUUUAAGGGUCAGAGCUCAGGAAGCAGCAGAGGUUUUUGGGAACCGAAACCUGCAACAUAGUUACUUCAAUAGAUUUGUUGAGUAUCUGGAUAAAAAUGGAGCUGCGACUAAUCAAAGUCAAUUACAAUCUUUCAAAGACAAAUAAGAUGGUGGUUUUGUUAAAAUUAACAGUUUCCAAUCAUAUUUAGUUAUGAUUUUGACAAAAAUAUUAUUUAAAUUAUUAUAAAUAAAUUAAAUUAUUUAUCAUAA